CGCGUGCACGCUGUGCGGGCCGUGCCGCCAUGUUGGGGGCGGGCAGGGGAGCCGGGUGCCGCCGCCAUCCCGGGUGAGGGGCGUCCGCCCGCGGCGCCCCCCGGGACUCGCGCAGGGCUUAAAGUGCAGGAGUGUGUGUGAUCGCAGUUAAUGUCUUAAGGAUAAAGAUUACCAGAGAGUGAGAGAGAUCUCGUGAGGCUGCCCUGUGCCCUGGAUGAGAUCCUGUCCUUGGGCAGUGCUGUGCUCUGUGGGAGGCUGCCUGCCUGACCUUGGAGCAGUUCAGCACUUGGAGACACAGAGGCUGCCAGCCCCAGAGCGCUGAAGGAAUGGCUUGCAGAGUUCAGUUUAGCGAGAGCAGCAGUGACAGAAGGCGCAGCAGUACCGGUUCCCUUCACACAGAUCUCUCCAACCUUGUGAUCUGGGCACACACUCAUGGGACCAUAUGCAACCAGAUCCCAGCCCUGGAAUUUAUGCAGAACACAGAUCACAUGAACAUUGACAACGCUGUGCUGUGGAUGUGCAGAGCUGGACAUGCCUAUCACUGGCACUGUGGGGAGUCACACAACAGAGGUGAAGAAGUGACUGAGGCUGCAGAAAGGAGAAAGAGGCUCCUGUCUCCUGAGUCUUCGGCAAGGGAAUCCAGCUUUGAGGAAAAGAGGCUCAAGCUGACCCCAUCACCUUUUGAGAUGGAUCAAAGAGAUUCUGAGAGCACAGAGCCAUGUGGCAGAUCCCAAGAGGUCACUGAGCAGAAGGCUGACAGUGCCUACACAAUGAAUAACGAGCCCAAGGGGAAUCAAAAUACCAGGAAACCCAAAACAUCAUCCUCUGCAGCACAGCACCACUUCUCCAUGUCUGGUAGUAGAGUCCAGACUGGCGAACAGGAUGUGAAGUCCGAAAGUGACAAAGAUACAGAGAUCCUCAUCUCUGAUGAAGAGCAGUGUGAGGCAAAUGAAGGCCACCGAGGAGACAGAAUCAGCCCGGAUGUGUCAGAGCCAUCUGCUGAGGAGUUGCAGAUGCAGCACAGCCAGAAGAUGGCAUUGCACCAGCCAGCAGCCUCCCAAAAAGCUGCCUUUGCCCCCACAGCAAAGCCACCCGUAGCCUGUGCCUACAUUCUGCAGACUCCUGUCAGCGACUCAGAGGACCUGAGCAGGAACAUCCUGAGGCUGGCUCCUUCCACUGCUGCAGGGCCCACAGCUGAAACUUCCAGAGCAAGGAGCCUCCCAGGGUCAGCAGCACCAAGGGUAUGUUUAAAACCCCUUCCUAUCCCCAGCACUGAAGCCAAGGCCCAGCUUGAAUCACAGCCCUCAGUGAUAUUCUUUGAGCUCCAAACCACUGCUGCUGUUCAGCAACUCCAGCUGAGCCCUCCAGAGCGUGGCACACCAGGCUCCAGUGAGAGCAGUGCUGAGAAUGUGGGUGGGAACAGUGAGACAUCAGAAUCUGGGCAGACACCUUGUUCUUCAGCCUUCUGGAGUCCAGAGAGCCAUCCACCUGCAGCCUCAAAUGGAGAUAUGCUGAAGAAGCAGGAGAAAAAGAAAACCUCUACCACUGGAGACAUAAAAGUGUUUGAAGAGUGGCUGAAGUUGCACCACCCCUCCGAGACGCGCAAGAUCCACACGCUGCCUCCUGCAGACCUCGACCACUACCUGGUCUCAUUCUUCAGCUCUGCCAAGAAACACAAUGGCGUGGAUUUUUCUGCCAGUUCCUUAAGCUUGUUCCGGUGCAACAUCAACCGCUACCUCCGGGACCACAACUACCAGUACAACAUGGUGAGAGCUCCAGAGUUCAGGGCCUCUCAGGAAGCCUAUAAAUUUCAGCAGUGUUACCUGCUUCAAAAGAAGGAGGAAAAGUGGAAGGUUGUGGAGAACCUGACAGAUGAAGAUGUGGAAAACCUUCUUAAGAAGGGAAUUUUAAGCAAGACAGACCCUCAGGGCUUGCUGCACAUCAUGUUCACCAACCUCAUUAGGGGGUUUGGGGCAAACACCCACUGCCAGGCCUACCAGCUGUACUGGGGACAGGUGGUGCUGAGGAAGACCAAAGGCGAGGUGGAGUACUUGGAGUGGAAGGAUGAUCUGAGUCCCAGGGCAAACGAAGGGAAGCUAAGCCCACGGCUCUUUGCCAAGCCUGAGGAUCCAGAGAGCUGCCCGGUCGCCAGUUACAAGGAGUAUGCCAGGAAGAGGCCACCAGGCAUGCUGGAUGACCACCACCCUCUUUACCUGUCUCCCAAGUCACUGUACUCCGUCUGGGACAAAGUGUGGUACAGCAGGAAGGCACUGUCAAGAGGCAAAAUUGAUAAGAUCUUGGAAGUUAUUACCCAGGAAGUCAGAGGAGCCGUAAGGAAUACCAAGGAAUAAGGGUGUCCCUUCGGCUUUGCCCCUUCAACCACUCCAAGGCUGCUCUGAAACACAAUCCUACUGCAAUAUUUGGUGUAGGUUGAGAACAAAAAUCCUUCUGCUGGGCUUCACGUAGGCACUGAAGGUGCCUACAGAUCUACAGUGCCUUGGCUUUCAGGGAAGUUCCUUUGUUGUUGUUUCUGUUACUGGAAUUGAUAAUUCAAUGAGUCAAUGAGAGUCUUCAGUUUCACAUUUGCCAAACGAGUUAAUGUUCUACCACAUGGUCAAUGCUGUUAGAAAACACCACUGCUGAUUCGGAGAGGGCUUGGGGAUGGCAGAGCCUGGCCAGGAGCAUCAGCUGCACCCACAUAUUGAGGCUGACACCCCACACAGCUCAGGCUGGGGCACAGACCUGCAGGGAAGGAUGAGCAACAUGUGAGGAGAGCGAUGAUGCUGCCAAUCCCAACCUCCGAGGCUUCUGACAAGGUUCAAGUCAUUUCCCUUAGGGAAAGAUUCGUAGAUUGAAGGAGUUGUGGCUGUUUUAAGAAGUUAUUUAAAGUGUCUGACAAUGUUGAAAGGUUUUAUGGUAAGUGGUUUCCCUGGAGUGCAAAACACAACUCCACAAAGGCACCGGGAGGUGUCCUCAGCUCUGCUCAACUGCCCCACCACUGUUUAAUGCCUGUUACAGCUGGGUCAGGUUUUUGGUUGCAUUGUUGGCAGAGCCAAAUAAAAGAACCUUUAAUUCA
Molecule: messenger RNA, 3076 nt
Organism: Taeniopygia guttata (zebra finch)
Lineage: Eukaryota; Metazoa; Chordata; Aves; Passeriformes; Estrildidae
Source: RefSeq, a predicted model, not a curated record